UGUGGUCCGAAAAUGUCAACUUAACAAAGUUCUAUUUUCAUUUAUCAUAAUGGAAUAUCUAACUACACAGAACUUUGAAGAAAUAAAAUGGUCUUAUGUAGGGGAAGGCAAUGAAAAUAUAAUUGUGAAACCUGAAAAUUCUAAGGUUGUUGCUAGAUUCAGAAAAAAAUUUAAAGACAUGAAUGAAUUUAAUAACUUGAGUGGAAAAUGUUAUAAAAAACUACCAAAUAUGUUUACAUUAAAGGAUGAAAAAAUGUUUUUAGAUUUUAUUGUUCGCUUCCUAAUAAACUCUUGUUAUCUUGUUGACAUAAAAAUAAUUGAAGUUUCAGAGUAUUUUUUAUUGCAGUUAAACAACAAAAUAAAAAAUUAUAGACCUUUAAAUAGGUGGGAAAAAGAUUUGGAUUUGCAACACAGGUUUGUUCAGCUUCUACCUAAUCUCUGUUUUACACCAUCUGUAAAAAUUGACUCAAAAUGUAUUUCAGUUGAAAUUAAAACCAAAUGUGGUUUUAUGCCAUACCAUUAUAAUGUACACAGUUUAAAGAAAAAAGUAUGUAGAUUUUGUAUUCAACAAGUUACAAAGUUUAAUCUUGCAAAGACAUCUCAAAUUAGUAGUUAUUGCCCAUUAGAUUUAUUCAAUAAUUGUACAUGUGGAGUGAGCAGUGCAUUAAAUUCUCUAACUAUGACUCCACAGAAUAACUUAGUGGUUAGUGUUGAUGGAGAAAAAAUAAAUAACUUGCAGCAGUUUAAUAUUGGAUCGAUUUCUUCAAAAGAAAUACUUAUUAGUGUAAUAGUAGCUAUUUUAAAAAAUGAUUCAUUUAAAGUUGAAUUACUUAUAAAAAAUAAUUGCAAUAAUGUGCAAGCAUUUUGUGGAGGCAAAAAACACGAUAAACAUUUAGAGUAUUGCCAGCCUAUGGGUAAGGGAGGAAUUCUAAAUACAUUACGUAGUUUGCAAAUGCUAGAUUGUAUUGACAUUGAAAAUAUAUACGACUUAUAUAAUCAAUAUUCAUCUCAGUAUGUUUUUGAUAAUGAUUUUUCUUCUGAAAUUUGGGCUAAAGUUGUUCAAGAUAUUGUUAAUGGUAUAAAAAAAGUUAGUGAUUUAUCAAUGAUAUACCAAUAUCUUAUUUCAUCAACAUUCAAAGAUUGUAGCUUAUUUAUCACUUUUAAAAAAGUUUCUCCUUCAGACUGUGGCAUAGGUUUAUCUGUGGUGUUUCAUGAAGAAACAGAAAGUUGGUAUGAAUAUCAAAUUAAGCUUGCAGAUUUAGCACCAAGAUCUGUGCAUAAUAUACCUUUUUACUAUAACUUAGAUCAAGAUCUUAUUGCUAAUUACAUUAAGUCAACAAAGUUACAGGUGUAAAAAAAAAGAAUUUCCAAUUCAUGUUUAGUAUCAUUUUGUUUAGGUUUUAUUUUAUUAUAUAUAUGAUGGAAUCAGUUAUACUUUUUACUUGUGUACAGGGAUGCGGAGUCCCAAAAGAACGCUGGCUUGAUAUCUUUAUUUUAUCCUGGUAUCUGGUGUCCAGAAGAUCUAAACAUGUAGUUUGAAUUAUGGUCUGCUAUUGGAAAAAAAAGAUUUAAUGACUUAA
Hydra vulgaris (swiftwater hydra) is the source of this 1580-nucleotide messenger RNA. RefSeq names its product inositol-pentakisphosphate 2-kinase. Gene Ontology annotation, biological process: inositol phosphate biosynthetic process. NCBI's taxonomy places the organism in Eukaryota, Metazoa, Cnidaria, Hydrozoa, Anthoathecata, Hydridae. The record is from RefSeq and is a predicted model, not a curated record. Gene Ontology annotation, cellular component: nucleus. Gene Ontology annotation, molecular function: ATP binding; inositol-1,3,4,5,6-pentakisphosphate 2-kinase activity.